AUGCAUCGCUUCGUGCAGGAGGAGCUCCAAGCGACGCUGGACGUGGAACACGUCGAGCGCUUCGGACAGGCUCGAUUCUUCUUCUCGGCAAGCAUCCAUCCCAUCGAGCGCUUCUUCAGGCUCCGCUCACCGGAGAAGCUCUACGCCGUGGUGCUGCGGCAGAACGCCUUGGAGCUGCCGCCGUGGCCGGACGAGCGGGAGGCGGCUGAGGAGCAGCUGGCGCGGCAGGUGGCCUCGCGCGGUGCCUGGACCGACGCGCUGCGUGCGUGGCAGCGCUUUGGACGAGAGGGCGUGCAAAGCUUCCGCGUCACCGCGAAGCGCGCGGGGAAGCUGGCCGCGCAUUUGAGUUCCAACGGCAUCGCCGAGUUCGUGGGUGAGGCGCUGGCCGAAGCCAUGGGCUGGACCGUGGACUUGCACGACUACGACCUCGAGGUCAUGAUCCACCUUAACGAUGAGCACUUGAUUGCGUGUUUGCCUUUGCUGGAGCGGAGCUGUCAACAGGCUCAACUGCCUUUCCCUGGCCUCUCCCAGCCGGUAGCUUGGGCCAUGGCCAGGACCGUUGAACCCUCUCCUGGGGACUUGGUGCUUGAUCCGAUGUGUGGCUCUGGCAUCCUUUUGCUGGAGGCAGCACAGUGCUGGCCUGGCGCCUUCUAUUUGGGCUUGGACGACGAUCCGAAGCAGCUGGAGCGCUCUCGGAAGAAUUCCGCGGUCCUGGAGGCGGCUCCAUGUGCUUCGCUGUCCUUCGGCCGGAGCGACGCCCGACGGCUGCCGCUCAAGAGCUCUUCCGUCGACGCAGUGCUUUGCGACCUCCCCUUCGGCAAGCAGUACGGCAGCGAAGAGGGUUGGGCGCCCCGCCCGACUCGUCUGAGGACCCUCCAUCCGUUCAGUUCCGGGUGA
Molecule: messenger RNA, 897 nt
Organism: Durusdinium trenchii
Lineage: Eukaryota; Dinophyceae; Suessiales; Symbiodiniaceae
Source: the annotation of a GenBank genome assembly